AUGGAGCUAAUCUGCAAGACGGACUGCACGUCGACGGUGUUUCACAACCGGUGGGAAAUCGCACCGUUUGACUGUGAGCAGGGCGAGCAGCUGCCGUCGGAUGUGUUUCACGGAUAUUCCGCGCACGGCAGCGACUACGAGGUGGCUUGGCACUACAUUCUGGAGGUGACGGAAUCCGACCAAGUGCUGCACCACAACCGGUUCGUCAAGAGACAUGCCGUUAAGAUAACAACGGUGAUCGAUGCCUGCAAUGCUCAGUUGGAGGCUUGCGUAGAGUUGGAGCCAGGUGUGUACCACGACAAUGAUGGAAAAUAUAAAAGCUUUGGUAAAACAAAAUCCGGUUUGCAGUUUGGACCGAUCCUUAUUUCCGAGGUGUUGGAGAACUACGCAAGUCUGCUCUCAAAUGAGCAACUCAGCGAUGUAACGAUCCACGUUGACCAGAAGAAGUUCUACGCCCAAAGGGCGAUUCUCUCGGUUCGAAGUCCCGUGUUUGCGGCCAUGUUCCAGAGUGGAAUGCAAGAGUCGGCGCUGAACCGUAUCGUGAUCGAGGACAUCGAACCGGAUGUGUUCGAGGAAGUGCUUCGCUUCAUCUACGUCGGCAAAGUGAUGGGACUGGAGCGGAUGGCCCACGAGCUACUGGCCGCCGCCGACAAGUACGCGCUGGACAGGCUGAGGAAGAUGUGCGAGAGACAUCUUAUUGACCAUAUUACGCAGGAAACGGUUCUCAAAACACUGGCGCUGGCUGAUUUGUAUCACGCAGAGGAGCUGAAAAAGCAGGCGGUUCGAUUCAUCUGCGAUAACAUCAAGUUGAUGCAAUCGACGGAUUGGAAAGCUUUUGUUGACUCUCAUCCGGAUCUGGUUGUGGUCAUUUUGAGUGCCAUGACCAUUGAUUGA
Culex quinquefasciatus (southern house mosquito) is the source of this 894-nucleotide messenger RNA. RefSeq names its product speckle-type POZ protein-like. Gene Ontology annotation, cellular component: cytoplasm. Lineage: Eukaryota; Metazoa; Arthropoda; Insecta; Diptera; Culicidae. The transcript is spliced from 2 exons. Gene Ontology annotation, biological process: proteasome-mediated ubiquitin-dependent protein catabolic process; regulation of proteolysis. Gene Ontology annotation, molecular function: ubiquitin protein ligase binding. Bases 1 to 894 code for a protein of 297 amino acids. The record is from RefSeq and is a predicted model, not a curated record.